Globicephala melas (long-finned pilot whale) is the source of this 3584-nucleotide messenger RNA. It is a transcript of the gene AP2B1, whose product is annotated as adaptor related protein complex 2 subunit beta 1. Gene Ontology annotation, biological process: intracellular protein transport; vesicle-mediated transport. Lineage: Eukaryota; Metazoa; Chordata; Mammalia; Artiodactyla; Delphinidae. Gene Ontology annotation, cellular component: membrane coat; clathrin adaptor complex. The record is from RefSeq and is a predicted model, not a curated record. Gene Ontology annotation, molecular function: clathrin binding.
GAACUCUAUGAUCUCACAGCGACUUCCGCUUCCGCCCCCAGCUGAAAGUAAAGAAGGCUCCAGCGGGCUCGGUUGGAGAGGAGUUUCCCGCGGGCGACAGAGAUGACCGCCUUUCUGGCUCUCCCGCGCGCCUGGAUGACGUCACACGGCGAGGCUUUCUGAAGUCAGAGUUUCCUGUCCACCAUCUUUGUCCCUGGCAAAGUGGGUUUUGCGCAGUGGCUUAGACCUGGAGAAGGAGUCGUGACGUGCAGGAAACCAUUACAACAACGCUCGGGCCGUGCUCUGUGGCUGCUGCUGCCACCCCUGCCCUUGCCUCCGGUGCACAUUAAAGAUCCACAACCAUGACUGACUCCAAGUACUUCACAACCAAUAAAAAAGGAGAAAUCUUUGAAUUAAAGGCUGAACUCAACAAUGAAAAGAAAGAAAAGAGGAAAGAGGCUGUGAAGAAAGUGAUUGCUGCUAUGACUGUGGGGAAAGAUGUGAGCUCUCUCUUUCCAGAUGUAGUGAAUUGUAUGCAGACUGACAACCUGGAACUAAAGAAGCUCGUGUAUCUCUACUUGAUGAACUAUGCCAAGAGUCAGCCAGACAUGGCCAUCAUGGCUGUCAACAGCUUUGUGAAGGACUGUGAAGAUCCCAAUCCUCUGAUUCGGGCCUUGGCAGUCAGAACCAUGGGGUGCAUCCGGGUGGACAAGAUUACAGAAUAUCUCUGUGAGCCCCUCCGCAAGUGCUUAAAGGAUGAAGAUCCCUAUGUUCGGAAGACAGCAGCAGUCUGUGUGGCAAAACUCCAUGACAUCAAUGCCCAAAUGGUGGAAGAUCAGGGAUUUCUGGACUCUCUGCGGGAUCUCAUAGCAGAUUCAAAUCCAAUGGUGGUGGCUAAUGCUGUAGCAGCAUUAUCUGAAAUCAGUGAAUCUCACCCAAACAGCAACUUACUCGAUCUGAAUCCACAGAACAUUAAUAAGCUACUGACAGCCCUGAAUGAGUGCACCGAAUGGGGCCAGAUUUUCAUCCUGGACUGCCUGUCUAAUUACAACCCUAAAGAUGACCGGGAGGCUCAGAGUAUCUGUGAGCGGGUAACUCCUCGGCUAUCUCAUGCCAACUCAGCAGUGGUGCUUUCAGCAGUAAAAGUCCUAAUGAAAUUUCUAGAGUUGUUACCCAAGGACUCUGACUACUACAAUAUGCUGCUGAAGAAGUUGGCCCCUCCACUUGUCACUUUGCUGUCUGGGGAGCCAGAGGUGCAGUACGUCGCCCUGAGGAACAUCAACUUAAUCGUCCAGAAAAGGCCUGAAAUCUUGAAGCAGGAGAUCAAAGUUUUCUUUGUGAAGUACAACGAUCCCAUCUAUGUGAAACUAGAGAAAUUGGACAUCAUGAUUCGUUUGGCAUCCCAAGCCAACAUUGCUCAGGUUCUGGCAGAACUGAAGGAAUAUGCCACAGAGGUGGAUGUCGACUUUGUGCGCAAAGCUGUGCGGGCCAUUGGACGGUGUGCCAUCAAGGUGGAGCAAUCUGCAGAGCGCUGUGUAAGCACAUUGCUUGAUCUCAUCCAAACCAAAGUAAAUUAUGUGGUCCAAGAGGCGAUUGUUGUCAUCAGGGAUAUCUUCCGCAAAUACCCCAACAAAUAUGAAAGUAUCAUUGCCACUUUGUGUGAGAACUUAGACUCACUGGAUGAACCAGACGCUCGAGCAGCUAUGAUUUGGAUUGUGGGAGAAUAUGCUGAAAGAAUUGACAAUGCAGAUGAGUUACUAGAGAGCUUCCUGGAAGGUUUUCAUGAUGAAAGCACCCAGGUACAGCUCACUCUGCUUACUGCCAUAGUGAAGCUGUUUCUCAAGAAACCAUCAGAAACGCAGGAGCUGGUACAGCAGGUCUUGAGUUUGGCAACACAGGAUUCUGAUAAUCCUGACCUUCGAGACCGGGGCUAUAUUUAUUGGCGCCUUCUCUCAACUGAUCCUGUCACAGCCAAAGAAGUAGUCUUGUCCGAGAAGCCACUGAUCUCUGAGGAGACAGAUCUUAUUGAGCCAACUCUGUUGGAUGAGCUCAUCUGCCACAUUGGUUCUUUGGCCUCAGUGUACCAUAAGCCGCCCAAUGCUUUUGUGGAAGGAAGUCAUGGAAUCCAUCGCAAACACUUGCCAGUACAUCAUGGGAGCACUGAUGCGGGUGACAGCCCUGUUGGCACCACCACUGCCACCAACCUGGAACAGCCUCAGGUUAUCCCCUCUCAAGGUGACCUUCUGGGGGAUCUUUUAAACCUUGACCUUGGUCCCCCAGUCAAUGUGCCACAGGUAUCCUCCAUGCAGAUGGGAGCAGUGGAUCUCUUGGGAGGAGGACUAGAUAGUCUGCUUGGCAGUGACCUUGGCGGGGGCAUUGGAGGAAGUCCGGCAGUGGGACAGUCCUUCAUCCCAUCAUCAGUGCCUGCAACCUUUGCUCCUUCACCUACUCCUGCUGUGGUCAGCAGUGGUCUGAAUGACCUAUUUGAACUCUCCACGGGGAUAGGCAUGGCACCUGGUGGAUAUGUGGCUCCUAAGGCUGUCUGGCUGCCUGCAGUAAAGGCUAAGGGCCUGGAGAUUUCGGGAACAUUUACUCACCGCCAAGGGCACAUCUAUAUGGAAAUGAACUUCACCAACAAAGCUUUGCAGCACAUGACAGACUUUGCAAUUCAGUUUAACAAGAAUAGCUUUGGUGUCAUCCCCAGCACUCCUCUGGCCAUCCAUACACCACUGAUGCCAAACCAGAGCAUUGAUGUCUCCCUGCCUCUCAACACCUUGGGCCCAGUCAUGAAGAUGGAGCCUCUGAACAACCUGCAGGUGGCUGUGAAAAACAAUAUUGAUGUCUUCUACUUCAGCUGCCUCAUCCCACUCAACGUGCUUUUUGUAGAAGAUGGCAAAAUGGAGCGCCAGGUCUUCCUUGCAACGUGGAAGGAUAUUCCCAAUGAAAAUGAACUUCAGUUUCAGAUUAAGGAAUGUCAUUUAAAUGCUGACACUGUUUCCAGCAAGUUGCAAAACAACAAUGUUUAUACUAUUGCCAAGAGGAAUGUGGAAGGGCAGGACAUGCUGUACCAAUCCCUGAAGCUCACUAAUGGCAUUUGGAUUUUGGCUGAGCUACGUAUCCAGCCAGGAAACCCCAAUUACACGCUGUCGCUGAAGUGUAGAGCUCCUGAAGUCUCCCAGUACAUCUAUCAGGUCUACGACAGCAUUUUGAAAAACUAAUAGACUGGUCCGGUGCCCUCUGGCCACCCUGUGAUCGGUGCAAGCCAAGAACUCUUAACUGGAAGAAAAUUGUAUUGCCGUGUAGAAUCUGAACCCAAACACACUGAGGCCACCCACCAAGGUAGUGACUAGUCUAACCUGUGCUAACAUUAGGGCACAACCUGUUGGAUAGUUUUAGCUUCCUGUGACCAUUUGUAACCACUGCUUCAAUCACUUCCCACCUCGUGCCACCUGCUGCUAUCUGUCCUUACUUGUGGGCCUCUCCAUCCUGUACCAGUGGCUGGCAUUUUUGAGUGUAGUUUGAUAUUUUGUGAUCGAGAGCCCGUUUCAAAAGCAGAAAAAGACAAAAAAAAAUUAAAGCAAGGAAAAGUGUCACUGAAACGUAAA